Messenger RNA from Prorocentrum cordatum, 1262 nucleotides. The record is from the annotation of a GenBank genome assembly. Lineage: Eukaryota; Dinophyceae; Prorocentrales; Prorocentraceae.
CUCAAAGGCUGGAACAAGGGGUCGGCGGAUUUCCCACGUUUGGGCACACGUGGGUCAAGAUGCUGAUGGUCACGAUCGACCACUCCAGGCCCCACAUGGAGCUGCUCAGGAACCGGUGCGAGGUGGGCAUUGGGGCGAUGGCGCCCCUGCAGGAGCUGCUUGGCGACGAGCGUCCGGCACGGAAGGUGCCUGUCAGGAAGCGCGUGGUGAACGGAAGCGCCACUGCCAGGGCGUCGAAGGAUACCUCCGUCGAGUCCUUGGCCGACCUGCUCAGCAAGGUCAACGCGUCCAGGACCUGCACGGCCGAGCACUUCUGGCUGCUCCUCCGGGCUGUGGAGGCGUCCGGGCGGGAGCACUUCCGGCAGUGGCGGCUCAUCCUUGCGCAGUUGUCGACCGAAUCGCACUGCAUGUCGGCGUCAACACUGCAGGUGCAGCUGUGCGAGUUCCGGCAGUUCCUCGAGCGGGGGCUCGCAGCGCACGUCAGGCCGAGCACGGGCGGCGAGGCGGCGCUGGUGUGUGUGGGGGGGGCUGGGGCCUGCGAGGCGGGGGCCUCGGCGCAGAAGCGCGCCAGGGCCAGGUCGCCGCCCAAGCCGCCCUCCCCGAGAUCGCCCGCCCCGCUUCUGCACACCGAACGGCCGCGGGUGCCCGCCACUGUCCCGUUCAGGUCGAGGCGCUUCCAGCGGGACCGAGUCGGCACGCCGGCGCGGCCCGAGAUCGUGGAGUGUACGUUGUGCAGAAGCAUGGUGCCCCAGAGCCAGUUCAACGAGCACCAGAGGGAGUGCUUCCUGGCGGCCCGGGAGGAGCAGGGUCGCAACAAGCGGAUCACGAUCCGGGGGCUGAGGUGACGGCCGGACCGCUCUCCCUGCGCCCGAGAACCCUGGCUUGCUCGUCGGGCAAGGGCUGGCUUGUCCGGUGGGGCGCUGGCUUGUCCGAUGGGGCCGUGCUGGAACUGGCCAGUUGGACGACGAGAACCCUGGUGAGCUCUUCGGGUGCCCCUGUGUGAAAUCUUUGAGAAAACCGUCGACACUCGUGGACUCCGACUUUCGUCAAAGAAGCCAGCAAUCGGGACCAGAUCCUGGGCGUUCUCUUGGAGUAGCAUGUCCGUGUAUGUGGACCUGGGCCACUGGUGAAGUGAACAUGCUUCGAAUGAAGUCCAUGUUCUUAGCCUAAGAUUUCCUUAGCUCUAAGCAGGGAUGUACCCGUCGGUCGCUGAAGGCAGGUAUUUUUUAUCGUCGGAUCCGUAUCUACUUUCGGCGCCUUCC